CAUGUAGUUGCAACAUCGUAUGUAGAAGAGUGUGUCCUUACUGCAGUGCACAUCGCGCGGAUAGACGUCCGCUUUUACUUCGUGGCUUCGUUUGGAUCUAUCUGUCUCUCUUUUUGCCACUGGAAUAUAUUGCAACGAUCUGUUCAUCUGAGAAGGAAAUGAUCUGCUUUCGAAUGCAAGAGUGCUAAAUGCUGAGCUCUGGUAUAUGAGGAACACGACCUACAGAUGGAGUCAAGGGUUCCUCACCACAUUCCCGGCGUCUCCUCCUCCAUCAUGGUGCAGCCGUUACUGGACAGCCGCGUUCCCUACGGACGCCUCCAGCACCCGCUGACCAUCUACCCCAUAGACCAAAUGAAAGCUUUGCAUUUGGAGAACGACUACAUCGACACCCCUGCUGUGAUUUCACAACAGCCACCGAGCCACAAGGCAAACCCCAGGGGCCAGGAGGUCCUGCUGGGAGCCCCACACCAUCCGAAUUUAUCCCGCUGUGAGGUGCCAGAUGCCACCACGCACCCCUGGAUCUCCUUCAGCGGUCGGCCCAGCUCCAUCAGCAGCAGCAGUAGCACGUCUUCAGAUCAGCGGCUGCUGGAUCACGCAGCUCCUACUCCUGUUGUGGAUCCGUAUACAUCCGGAAAUUCCCACGGCAGGACCCUAGCUGCGGAGCAGCCCAAGAUACUGAGCUCCAAGAACAUUAAGACACUGGCAGCCCUGCCUGAAGAGAAGAAAAAGCACGUGCUGCUGUGCGAGAAAUGUGGGAAAUGCAGAUGCACUGAAUGCACGCUGCCCCGAACCUUGCCUUCUUGUUGGGUUUGCAACCAAGAGUGUCUGUGCUCCGCACAAAACCUAGUGGACUCGGUGACUUGCAUGUGUCUAGUCAAGGGGGUUUUCUACCACUGCACUGAUGAGGACGAGGAAGGCUCCUGCGCAGACAAACCAUGCUCCUGUUCGCACUCGAACUGUUGCGCACGCUGGUCCUUCAUGGCAGCCGUCUCAUUGGUUCUCCCCUGCCUAGUGUGUUACUUACCUGCCACUGGCUGCGCCAAGCUUUCGCAGAAAUGCUACGAUGGCAUCAGCCGCCCAGGAUGUCGAUGCAAAAGCACCCAAUCCUGCAAAGUGGCAGAAAUCAAGUCCUGUCAGCUAGAAAAACAAGCCUCGUGAUGGUUUGCAGGACCUUCUUCCCAAAAUCAUGGUACUUAAGGUGUUGAAAUCAGUAGCAAUGUUUGACUGAACCGAAGGGCACAAAUGAUCAUUUCACGUACACGAAGAAGAUGUUUUCUUCUCCUCACGAUGGUUCCACGUAUUAGCCUCUACUAAAGGACCUUGCUAACACCGAAUGCUGCAUUUUAGUCUGUUUAGAAAAGAUCUCUUGUUUAUUUUCUCUUUGAGAAACCACCCAUUCAGAAACCUUCUCCACUUUGGCAAUCCCUCUCCGGAUCUGGCGCUGCGGAAGAAAAAAAUGACAGUGAAUUCCAAGCUGAUAACACAUGUCACAAUCAAAAUAACCAGACUUCAUCUCUGUGCACAGUGCAUUUACGAGCUUGUUCUAGAGCUUUUAUUUCUUGUGUUGUUGGAAACGCAAACAUGGGAGGUGAUUGUGUGUCACUGAAGGAUUCCGAGUUCCCAUUGCGAAAGACGCCGUGUAUCCGCGUGGAUGUUUUCAAUCUUCUGUGGGGGACUGAAUGUUUGUUUUUUUUGAUGGCUAAUAGGUGAAAAAGCUUUCGUGAGUCCCUUUGACAUGCCAUAGCAUACUUCCAUAAUGAUUCUUCCAAAUGUUUAGCGGUUCAGUUCCUUGUAUGACCUCAGGGAUCAUCAGUUUAUCUGAAAUUACAUGUGAAUUCAGCUUGGAACGAGUUUGGUGACCGUAUAGCAAGGACAUUCAUAAGCUACGAGGGGAGCUGCGCCAGCAGUAGUUGUGGGACAAGCUAUAAAGUUAGCUUAAUAAACACGCCAAUCACCAUGAUAACGAGGCAAAAGCACAGUAUUAUGUACAGUAGAUGUACAAAGUGUUUCACUGUAGAUGGAAGACAAACAAAACAAUUCUCUAGUUUACUACCGCUACCAAACAUAACACGUGCCCUAGUAUCAAACUGCUCUAUUUUUGUCAUGUGUAUAGAGACUUUGCCAAAGGAGUGCACCGUGGGGUUUUUAGUUUACUCGAGUGGGCAUGCGUUGUUGUACUCUAGCCAAUUAGUAAGCUCUUUAAGGUACGGUGCUCACUUCCCAAGAUCCCUAGAGGGCACGAAGGGAACGAAUAACGUCUGCCUUUUUUAACCCGCAAAACUAGGACCUCGCUGGUCUGUAUUUUCACAUAUUCCAACAUUUGCACAAAUCCGAAAAGCAGAAAUACACUACUGUUCUUAGUCUUGAAUGUAUAAGGCUAGGGUAUACGUUUGCAAACUAACCCGCCGUGGAUAGCGUACGCAUAUAGCUGCAUUGGGAAGAGUUGCAAAUGUACCAUAGAUUAUGUUUUUCGUUGUUGACCUAUGCAGGUUACACGUUCUUGUAAAUAGCCAUCCAGAAAAAAAACUA
Molecule: messenger RNA, 2529 nt
Organism: Danio aesculapii
Lineage: Eukaryota; Metazoa; Chordata; Actinopteri; Cypriniformes; Danionidae
Gene: spry4
Product: sprouty homolog 4 (Drosophila)
Exons: 2
Coding region: 226-1158 (310 amino acids)
Biological process (GO): negative regulation of MAP kinase activity; negative regulation of Ras protein signal transduction; negative regulation of fibroblast growth factor receptor signaling pathway
Cellular component (GO): cytosol; membrane
Source: RefSeq, a predicted model, not a curated record